Molecule: messenger RNA, 483 nt
Organism: Rotaria sp. Silwood2
Lineage: Eukaryota; Metazoa; Rotifera; Eurotatoria; Philodinida; Philodinidae
Source: the annotation of a GenBank genome assembly
AUGUUACAAAUAAUGGACGAAGCUUUGGAAACUCCAACUAUUGAUGAUGAGGUGGAACAGCGAUUAGAACAUUGGUCAGUCAAAUUUAAUAAUAACUCACAGUUCAUAUUUUAUGUAGCUGAAAUUGAUGAUGGUAAUUUAGUUGGUUGGUGCCGUGGUGGACAAGCAAUUGAACUUCAUAAAAUAGUUGAUCAUGAAACGUAUGAUUGCGAAAUACAUAAUAUAUUUCUUUGUAAACAAUAUCAACAUCGUGGUAUUGGUUAUGAAUUAUGGAAAAUUGUCUGGAAUGAUAUUCUUGUAUCGUUUCAGCCAAAGAAUUUCAUUGUUUGGUCAGUUGAUAAGAAGCAAACACAUCAAUUCUACUUAUCGCUUGGUGGCAUACCGAAAGAAAAAAGAAAAUUUGAUGAAGAAUGUUUUUUAACGGCAUUUGUUUGGAAUGAUCUUAAAUUGUACGAGACUACCAAUUUUCUAAUAUUUAAAUAA